AUGAAUCAAAGUUCCCAUACAGGAAGAGGGUCUGAUUACUCAGACAAUCGGAUUAUGAAUCAAAAUAUUCACGGUAGGGGGAACAGUAACGGGGGUUAUUACAAUAAAUCCGGUACCCAUAAUAUGGUAUUUCAAGAUCUGAGUGGUAACCACACGGGAUAUCAUGAGAUUCAGCAACAUAAUCACAGUUCCGUUCCAAUAAUGGUAGAAGACCAUGAAGUGUUAGGAGGAUCUUCUCAAAGAAUGGAUAAUUUGGGAGGUGGUACGCAAAAUAAUAGUAAUACAGGAAGUUUGACUGGAAGCCAAUCUUCUAUUGGAAGCCAGAGCUACCAAAGCCAAAAUCUAAAUUCUACUUCUCUUACAAACUCAAAUUCAAGCUCUAAUCUGAACUUGAUCAUGGGUUCUAAUCCUGGGCAAAAUCAAAGUCAGAAUUCAAAUAUUCAUUUUCCUCUGAAUUCCAUUCAUCCUCCAAAUCCUCAUCAUUAUAGUUAUCAAAAUUUGAAUGGCUCAGUUCCGCACCAAAGCCCGUCUCAAUUUCAACAUCAAGGUAAUCUAAGACAGCAAAUUCCUCAAAAUUUAUACCAACGACAAGUACACCACUCUGCUCAGUCCCAGCCUUCCUCUCGGCCUCAAAGUGUGCCCCCAUCUCCUUCUCCAUCUCCUCCAUCGUCUCCAGCACUCCAGGCCUGCCAAAUCAAUGGAUACCCUUCCCAAGGUGCGUAUUCUCAAAGUUCACAACUCUUGCAUCCUUCACCUUCCCCAUCUCCCCACUAUUCUCAAUCUUCUCAAAACUCCCAGACUUAUCAACUUACUCAACCAUCUCAGACAUUUCAGGUUUCCCAACCUUCCCAGAUUACCCAACUAUCUCAAAUGACCCAACCAUCACAGAUUUCUCAAUUGUCUCAGAUUGCCCAGCCGUCUCAGCCAUCCCAACCUUCUCAGAUUACUCAACCUUCUCAGUUUUCCCAACCUCAGUUUUCACAGCCUUCUCAACCAUCCCAACCUUCCCAGAUUACUCAGCCUUCUCAACCAUCCCAACCUUCUCAGAUUACCCAACCUUCUCAGAUUACCCAACCUUCUCAGCUAUCUCAACAAAGUUAUUUGGCUCCUUUAAACCCCGUAAAGAAUUACAACAUCCCCAUAGAAAAAGUGGUAUGGGACUAUUUACACUUUUUAUACAGACAAAAUAUGGGAGUUUUGGGGUAUUUAACACCUUAUAUAGAUGACUCAUUUAAUAUUGGUAAAUUUCAUUGUAUGGUAACUGAGUUUUGUAAGAGACAGAGAAUUUCAAAGGAUGCAUUGGUAAUUCAUUCAAAGAACUGGUUUAAGGAUUACUUAGACCAAAAGGAGGCUAAGAACGUGGAUUUUACUUUGGAAGAAGAAAUAAAGAGGUACAUAACACUUAAGAUUAAACAUUAUGAGAAUUUGGGAUUUCAGUUGGAAUUUAAAAAGAUAUCAAAGUUUUAUUGCAAAUUAGUGCCUUUUAUGAUCAAAAGUCUUUGGAGAAGAUUAGAGAACGCAAGCUUUCAAAGAGUUGACUGGUCCUCCAGACAGUUUUUGGGCAGUGAGAUAGACCCCAAAUUUUGUAAUUACGAUAUGAUAAACAGGGUUAUGAAACUUAACAGCAGCAGUUCUGAUGGAUCUAAUAAAGAUAAUACAGAAAUAACUGGAGUUAAAUUAACAAAGUCUCAGGAUUAUGAUCAGGAAACAAUGUCCAACGAAAGAUAUGAAGGAGCUGAUUAUAUGAUGGAUCCUAGCUCAGAUCCUGUUACCAGGAAGAAUCACGAAACUGUAAUGUAUAAAGGAAUUAUAGAGGAUGAUCUUGACCACACAAAUCGACUUGAACACUCCCAAAACCACAGUCACAAUGAUCUUCAGAUUAAAGAUGGAAAAGAUCCAGACGAAUAUGAUGAGCAGACCAGAGAAAUGGUAAUUGUUUCCAGAACUCAGAAAUGGCUUUUAAGAAACGUAAAGCUUGAGGACUUUAAACACUUAAUUAAAAUGGAUCAAAUUAAAAUGGAAAAUGCUCUAAGAAACAGUGCAUCAUAUAAGUCCAGAUCCAAGUCUAAACCAAGAUCAUCUGAUUCUGUAUUUUCAGUUAGGCUACCUAAGAAGACUCAGAACGCUAUUUUAGAUUACAUUAACUUAUGCCAAUAUAAAAUGUAA
Messenger RNA from Cryptosporidium ubiquitum, 2166 nucleotides. RefSeq lists its product as uncharacterized. The record is from RefSeq and is a predicted model, not a curated record. NCBI's taxonomy places the organism in Eukaryota, Apicomplexa, Conoidasida, Eucoccidiorida, Cryptosporidiidae. The transcript has a single exon. Bases 1 to 2166 code for a protein of 721 amino acids.